AACAAAUAAGAUUUAUAUCAGAUCUGACUCAUUUGAAUUGUUACCUCGUUGAAAAUUUAAUAUUUAAUCCUUUGCCUGAUUGCGACAUUCAGAUGUUGCGUCUGAUAACCCGUCCCUUCCAACUCCCUUCAUCAUCCUUGUUUUUAAAACAAGGAUUUGCCCUCAAUUCUAGAAAAAUGGCAAGUUCUACUACACCGGACUUCAACAAGGUCUUGUAUGCUCCUCUGGCAGAGAUCGAUCCUCAAGUGCAGAACAUCAUCGACAAGGAAACUUGGAGGCAGUUUUCCGGACUCGAGCUUAUCGCAUCUGAGAACUUGACGAGUCGCGCAACUCUCGAGGCAAAUGGCUCGAUAUUGACCAAUAAAUACUCAGAGGGUCUUCCCGCAGCCCGUUACUAUGGUGGUAAUGAACAUAUCGAUGAGCUUGAAGUUCUUUGCCGCAAGCGGGCCCUUGAAGCAUUCAACCUCGAUCCUGCUACGUGGGGUGUGAAUGUCCAGCCCUACUCUGGCUCUACUGCCAACUUUGCGGCUUUGACCGCUCUCCUCCAGCCUCAGGACCGUUUGAUGGGCCUUGGCCUCCCUGACGGUGGACACCUAACACAUGGUUACUAUACUGCCAAAAAGAAGAUGACCGCUUCUUCAAUAUACUUCCAGUCUUUCCCUUACGCUGUCGAUCCCUCAACACACCUUAUCGACUAUGCAGGCCUUGCACGGCAAGCAAAGAUCUUCAAGCCCAGACUAAUCAUCUGCGGUGCCUCUGCCUAUCCCCGUGACUGGGACUAUGCCGCCUUGAAGAAGACCGCAGAUACAGAGGGCGCAUACCUCAUGGCUGAUAUUGCACACACCAGCGGUCUUAUCGCAGCACAAACACUCAACAACCCUUUUGAGUACUGCGAUGUUGUUACCACCACGACCCACAAGACCCUCCGCGGUCCUCGCGCUGGCCUCAUCUUUUUCAAAAAAGACGGACCCAACAGCCAGGAUCUCGAGAAGCGCGUUAACGACGCUGUAUUCCCUGCCUGCCAGGGUGGCCCUCAUAACAACACUAUCGCCGCUGUUGCUACUGCCCUUCUGCAGGUAGCUCAGCCCGCAUUCAAGGCAUAUGCCAAACAGGUCAUCGCCAAUGCUCAGACAUUGGCAUCUGUCCUGCAUGAGAACGGCUACAAACUCCAGACCGGAGGUACUGACAACCACCUUGUUCUCUGGGACCUCCGUCCCCUUGGCUUGACUGGCAGUAAAGUCGAGAAGGUGUGCGACCUGCUGGGCAUCACGAUCAACAAAAACGCGGUUUCUGGCGAUGCAUCUGCUCAGACUCCUGGCGGUAUCCGUCUCGGUACAUCAGCACUUACGUCCCGUGACAUGACCGAGGAGGACAUCAAGGUUGUUGCUGGCUUCCUGCACCGGGCUGUACAACUUUCGCUUUUCCUCCAAAAAGAGGCUGGCUCCAAGCUUCUCAAAGACUUCAUCCGCGCCGCUACCACCGAGGGCUCAGCGGGUGCAGCUCAGGUGAAAGAUCUCCGCAGAGACGUCGUCGAGUUCGCACGGAGGUGGCCGCUCCCUGGCGCAAAUGUCAGCACGCUCCAGCGUCCGGCGGGUAUUGAGGAGGACUUUUAGGCGUCGAUGUGGGGGUGUACUCGGGUGUUUGAGGCGUGUUCAAAAGAUUCAACGGUCACUUGUUGCGUAGCGUGGGCAUUCAACAUCGUUCACAUCAGGGUGGGCAUUCAACAUCGUCUACAUCUGACAGAGGUGUAUCUAUAGAUGCUGCAUUUUAUAAUUAAUGUAUUCGCAGUUUGACAGUCGUUCAUCGUUUGCUUUGAAUUCAUGUGACUCCAACGCAGUCCGACACCAUUGGGACGCGCGGACCCUGCGUCAUGCCUGAUCCUAUGUCACUAC
Molecule: messenger RNA, 1892 nt
Organism: Suillus paluster
Lineage: Eukaryota; Fungi; Basidiomycota; Agaricomycetes; Boletales; Suillaceae
Product: serine hydroxymethyltransferase-domain-containing protein
Exons: 9
Coding region: 93-1613 (506 amino acids)
Biological process (GO): L-serine catabolic process; folic acid metabolic process; tetrahydrofolate interconversion
Cellular component (GO): cytoplasm
Molecular function (GO): cobalt ion binding; serine binding; glycine hydroxymethyltransferase activity
Source: RefSeq, a predicted model, not a curated record